Callithrix jacchus (white-tufted-ear marmoset) is the source of this 4502-nucleotide messenger RNA. RefSeq names its product leucine rich repeat and coiled-coil centrosomal protein 1 (gene LRRCC1). The record is from RefSeq and is a predicted model, not a curated record. Gene Ontology annotation, cellular component: cytoplasm; centrosome. Gene Ontology annotation, molecular function: protein binding. Lineage: Eukaryota; Metazoa; Chordata; Mammalia; Primates; Cebidae.
UUCCUUUGUUUACCGUUUAAUUUUUGGUUUGGUCUUGUUCUCUUAUCUUUCUUCUUUCUGAAAAAAACCUGAUCACAUUGUAUUUCUGGCAGCUAUGAGAGGGCAUUCGCUGCUGCCUGUUAGUUUUGCCUCAGUUCUCCUUGCCUCCAUUCAAAAUCAUUUGUCCGUUACAGAGCAUUGCAAUACAUAUAUUCAUAUACUUUUUGAAAGUAUUAAAAUUAUAUUUAGUACGCCGUUUCCCUCUCUCUUGAAGCCCCGACUUGUGCAAAGCAUGUGAGGCACUUGGUUCUGCAGUACUGAAAAGCAGGUCUCCACUUUUACCAUUUCUCCAGUUAAACUUUAUUUACCUGUACUGAGCUGCAGGCAAUUUCUUAGCAGGCUUUUCUGUGUGUUUGCACAUGCUGUUCCUUUGUAGCGUGUCCUCGACGUGAACUUUGCUACCAAUAACUAAGCAGCUGGUUCUGGAUUCUAAUUUAAGGUUUGCCAAAUGAUCCCAAGAAUAUGCUGUUCAAGGGACAUUUUACAUUUCUAUUUAAUACUAGCUGCCAUUUCCUGAAUGCCAUCUAUGUAUGCAUGUUAGAUAUGUUAUCACUAAUCCUCACGGCAAUUCUACAAGCAUAUCAGAAUUAUCUUUAGGUUCAACUCUUCAUGCCAUCAGUCUUCAUUGCAAUAACAUCUCCAAGAUCGAAGCCAUUGAUCAUAUUUGGAAUUUACGACAUCUAGAUCUGUCAUCUAAUCAAAUAAGUCAAAUUGAAGGGCUAAACACACUGACAAAACUUUGCACAUUAAAUUUGUCCUGCAAUUUGAUUACAAAAAUAGAAGGACUUGAAGAACUAAUUAAUCUUGCUAGACUAAAUUUAUCUUAUAACCAAAUAAAUGAUCUUAGUGGGUUGAUACCCCUUCAUGGAAUUAAGCAUAAACUUAGGUAUAUUGAUCUACAUAGUAAUUGUAUAGAUAGUAUCCAUCACUUACUUCGGUGUACGGUAGGAUUACACUUCCUGACCAAUCUUAUUUUGGAGAAAGAUGGAGAUGAUAAUCCUGUCUGUCGACUACCAGGGUACAGAGCAAUUAUUCUCCAGACUUUGCCACAACUUAGAAUUCUAGAUGGCAAGAACAUAUUUGGUGAACCAGUAAAUCUGACAGAAAUAAAUUCAUCACAGAUGCAGUGCCUAGAAGGUCUUUUGGAUAAUUUAGUUUCUUCUGAAUCUCCCAUAAAUAUAAGUGAAGAUGAGAUCAUUGGUAGAAUGCCAGUGGUAACAGCACCCAUCGAUGAGUUAGCACCCUUGGAAGAGUUUGCAAGUACACCAAGAGAUGCUGCCUUGACAUCUUUAAUAUCUGUGUGUCCAUCUUCAGAGACAGAGAAAAUUCAUCAUGAAAGCAACUUGCAGAACGAGAUAAAACUUCAGAAGUUAGAUGAUCAGAUUUUACAACUUCGAAAUGAAACUUCUAAUUCAACAGAUAAUGUUCCUGAGAAAGACCCCAGACCAAAAAGAGACACAGAUAUAACUUCUGAAAGUGACUAUGGAAACAGAAAAGAAUGCAAUAGAAAAGUUCCUCGAAGAUCAAAAAUCCCAUAUUAUCCCAAAACUAUUCAAACUAUUAAGCACCACAAUAAAAACUACAACUCUUUUGUAAGUUGUAAUCGUAAAAUGAAACCACCUUACCUUAAAGAAUUAUAUGUAAGCUCAUCUUUAGCGAACUGUCAUAUGUUACAAGAAUCAGAAAAGCCGAAGACUGAAAUAAUUAAAGUAGAAAAAAGUACCUCAGAAGACAACACUUACCGGUCCCUUAUUGAACAGCUAGACCAAGAGAGAGAGAAGAGAUGGAGAGCUGAGCAGGCUGAAAAGAAACUCAUGGAUUAUAUUGAUGAGCUCCAUAAACAUGCAAAUAAAAAAGACGAUAUGCAUAGUCUGGCUCUGCUUACCACAGAUAGGCUAAAGGAAAUUAUUUUUAAAGAGAGAAAUUCCAAAGGACAACUCGAAGUUAUGGUUCACAAACUUCAAAAUGAAAUUAAAAAACUGACUAUUGAACUAAUGAAAGCAAAAGAUCAACAAGAGGAUCAUCUUAAACACCUAGGAACCCUGGAAAAAACAUUAGAAGAAAUGGAGAGACAAAAAAGGCAGCAGCAGGUGGCACAGAUAAAACUGAUCCAAGAGGUAGAACUCAAAGCUUCAGCUGCCGAUAAAGAAAUAUACUUACUUAGAACUUCCCUUCAUCAAGAAAGGGAACAAGUGCAACAACUUCAUGAACUUCUUGCAUUGAAAGAGCAGGAGCACAGGAAAGAACUUGAAACAAGGAAAUUUGUUACUGAUACUGAGUUCCAGGAUGCCUUAGCUAAAGAAAUGGCCAAAGAAGAUAAAAAGCAUGAGCAAGUGAUAAAUGAAUACCAAGAGAAAAUUGAUGUGUUAAACCAGCAGUAUAUGGACUUAGAAAAUGAAUUCCGUGUUGCUUUAACUGUUGAAGCCAGAAGAUUUCAAGAUGUUAAAGAUGGUUUUGAAAAUGUUGCAACUGAGUUAGCAAAGAGCAAACAUGCUCUUAUUUGGGCUCAACGAAAAGAAAAUGAGUCUUCCUCUUUAAUUAAAGAUUUGACCUGUAUGGUGAAGGAACAAAAAACAAAACUCGCAGAAGUUUCUAAAUUGAAACAAGAAACAGCAGCAAAUUUACAGAAUCAAAUCAACACCCUUGAAAUUUUAAUUGAAGAUGACAAGGAGAAGAGUAUUCAAAUAGAACUUCUCAAGCAUGAAAAAGUCCAGCUUAUUUCUGAGCUAGCAGCAAAGGAUUCACUAAUACUUGGUUUAAGGACAGAAAGAAAAGUAUGGGGACAUGAACUGGCAAAACAGGGAUCUUCUCUAGCUCAAAAUCGUGGAAAAUUGGAGGCUCAAAUUGAAAGUUUAUCGAGAGAGAAUGAAUGUCUGCGAAAGACAAAUGAAAGUGAUAGUGAUGCAUUAAGAAUAAAGUGCAAAAUCAUAGAAGACCAAACUGAAACUAUUAGAAAAUUAAAAGACUGCUUACAAGAAAAAGAUGAACACAUCAAAAGAUUACAAGAAAAGAUCACAGAAAUAGAAAAGUGCACUCAAGAACAACUUGACGAAAAAUCCGCACAAUUGGAUGAGGUACUUGAGAAGUUGGAAAGGCACAAUGAAAGAAAAGAAAAACUAAAACAACAGUUGAAAGGAAAGGAAGUAGAACUUGAAGAAAUUAGAAAAGCUUACAGUACACUGAAUCAGAAAUGGCAUGAUAAAGGAGAACUUCUAUGUCAUCUUGAAACACAAGUAAAAGAAGUGAAAGAAAAAUUUGAAAACAAGGAAAAGAAACUUAAAGCGGAAAGAGACAAAAGUAUUGAACUACAAAAGAAUGCAAUGGAAAAGCUUCAUAGUAUGGAUGAUGCCUUUAAAAAACAAGUUGAUGCAAUUGUUGAAGCUCAUCAAGCUGAAAUAGCACAUCUGGCAAAUGAAAAGCAGAAGUGUAUUGAUUCUGCAAAUUUAAAGAUUCAUCAGAUUGAAGAAGAAAUGCGUGAACUUUUGGAAGAAACAUGCAAGAAUAAAAAAACAAUGGAAGCAAAAAUUAAGCAGCUUGCUUUUGCUUUAAAUGAAAUUCAGCAAGAUAUGUGAUGCUUCUGAGAAUGAAUUUAAUUGAAAUUGACCAGCACACCUAUUGUAAAAAUGAUUAAAUACUGUAAUAGUAGUAACUGCUAUGACUUUGAAAUGUCUCUUUCUACAUGUUUCAUUAUGAAUAUAUAUAUAUUUUUUAAGACUUUUGAUCAAAUAUUUAUUAAUUGUAUAUGUAGGUUUUUUAUAAUAAAUUGUUGACAAUUAUGUCAAUUAGAAAAAACUAUCAUAACUAAACUUACAACAUUUUUAUUGUUUCUGUACUAUACAUUGUUUGGUAAUUACACAUUUGCCUAGAGAUUUGUAAUGAAAAGAUUAGUAUUUUGACUCUAUGAGGGAAAAUAUUUUUUUUUCUUUUGAGACAGAGUUUCACUCUUGUUACCCAGGCUGGAGUGCAAUGGCGCGAUCUCGGCUCAUCGCAACCUCCGCCUCCUGGGUUCAGGCAAUUCUCCUGCCUCAGCCUCCUGAGUAGCUGGGAUUACAGGCACGCACCACCGUGCCCAGCUAAUUUUUUGUAUUUUUAGUAGAGACGGGGUUUCACCAUGUUGACCAGGAUGGUCUUGAUCUCUUGACCUCGUGAUUCACCGGCCUCGGCCUCCCAAAGUGCUGGAAUUACAGGCGUGAGCCACCGCACCUGGCCGAGGGAAAAUAUUUUAAUCGUUGUUGCCUUAUCGUGAUGAUGAAGAACUAAUUAUAUUUUUUUGUUGUCAUUUAGUUAAUGUAGCUCAAUUCUUUUAAAGUGCUUAUCUAGCCAAAAAGCAUUUGAAAUCUUUAUGAUAAAAGAUGUGGCAUUCUUAAGAAACUGUAUGUAGCCAUCUCCACAUCACUCAUUAUGACCCUUUUUUUAAUAAUGCAUAUGACUUUUCGUUAAAAAUUACAUUUAAGCUUUUAUAA